Molecule: messenger RNA, 523 nt
Organism: Aphanomyces astaci
Lineage: Eukaryota; Oomycota; Saprolegniomycetes; Saprolegniales; Verrucalvaceae
Exons: 1
Coding region: 80-493 (137 amino acids)
Source: RefSeq, a predicted model, not a curated record
GACGUUUGCAUAUGAAGCGUUGCGAUGCUUAAGCUUAGUGCCAUGAGUAACAACGGGCCGAUCCUUCUUCGCAUGCAGAAUGGAUUCCGCGAGCGGCGCAACUUGCACGAGAAGUUUUGCGGAUUCAAGGGGCCCGAUAACGUUGAGGCGAGUGGCUGCGCGAAGUAGGUCGCGAAAGGUCACAAACAGCAAAAGGCGUCGUGAUGGCGUUAACACCAAGGGAAGCGCAGACGAAGCCCAGAACGACGACGUGGUGUCCAUGCACUUUUGCGCGCUUGAUGCGAUACAGCACCGACGAGGGGGGAGACGACGCACAAGCGACGCGAAGCAUGGCGGAUCCUUGAGCGAUAGAAGCGCGCGCUGCUACUUGGUUGGUGAGCACGGCAUGCGCCAGACUGUCGAGGUGGACGAAGGAAUCAAAGCGAAGUGGCGGAAGCGUGGGUCACAAAGACGAGUGGUAGAAGCAAGUUGGCCAUUUGAUGCAAUGACGUGACGAGAAAGCGUGGAGUAUGGUGCUGUUGUG